Molecule: messenger RNA, 972 nt
Organism: Rodentolepis nana
Lineage: Eukaryota; Metazoa; Platyhelminthes; Cestoda; Cyclophyllidea; Hymenolepididae
Source: the annotation of a GenBank genome assembly
CCACUUGGUGACCUACGUUUCCUUCGACUGUGGCAUGACAACCGUGGGAGAGGGGAUAGUGCAUCAUGGUACUGCGAUUUCGUCUGCGUCAUCGAUCUGCAGACAAAAACUCGCUUCAACUUCAUUGUUGAAAAGUGGUUUGGUGUAGAUGAAGGCGAUGGUCUGGUUGAUCGUGUAAUUCCAGUCGCAGGACCAAUUGAUAGACUUCGAGUCUAUUAUAUAUUCUCGCACAAGGUGAAGAGUGAUGCAAGCGAUAACCACCUCUGGGCUUCGAUUUUCACACGUCCUGCUCACUCCCGAUUCACUCGUGUUGAAAGAGUCGCCUGCUGUCUUUUAAUUCUCUUCCUAACCAUGGUCUCAUCUUGCAUGUUUUACAGGAAUGAAGGGCCGGAAGUCGUUGAUUUCGAAUUCACGAUUGGGCCGUUUGCCCUUACACCCUAUGUGGCCUACACAGGAGCUGUAACGUGUCUCAUAACCUUUGUUCCUGUCACACUGAUCAUGCUACUCUUCAGGAACUCCAAGCUUCGGGUCAGUCAUACAACUCUGCUAAGGGGUGUUGUGGAAGAUCAUCUGGAUGAAGAAUUGGAAGAUGACGAUUGUGAGAAUACUAUUAGGGAAAAUGGACCGCAACUACAUCAUCCUGCCGGCAUUGACCAACCUCGACAGUCCUAUUCAGAAACACCGGAGUUGUUUGAGAAGGAAACAGAGGAAAAGGGUAAGGAAUCCUUGAAAAGCAAACUUGGAGACAUUUCUUUUCCUUGGGAAAUGCGUAUUCUCGCUUGGUUCCUCCUUAUUGGAGCCAUUGCAGCGUCGGUUGUCUUCACCACAUUCUACGGAAUCAGUUUUGGUGACGCUGCUUGCAAACAGUGGCUAUCUUCUCUCUUCGUUUCCUUCUUUAUGGACCUUUGCCUGACACAACCCAUUAAAGUGUGUCUCUUAACUACUUUACACCUAUUAGUAGACUGUAUUUAG